UCUAUCCACGAUGUAACUAAACGCUAAUGUCAAAAGCGAGAAUCUGUGAUUGGGGAUUUUACUAAAAAUAAGUAAAUUUGUUGGAGAAAAUGAGCUGAAAUAGACUAAUUUCUUGCGUAAUAUUUUUGGUACUUCUUCUUAAAACUGCUCAUAAUAAAACUGAAGAGCCAUGGACUUCUUUUCGGAAGUUAUCGGCGAAACAGUGAUCCUUGGAAUAGACAGUCUUAUUUUGGGGUUUUGUGUGAAACAGCUGAGUAAAUGUAAACAUAUCCUGAAUGCCUUACAGACCGCUCCAGUUCUGGACAUAGACCAGACAUUAAACAAAGAAAUCAACAAGUACUCCAACAACACCAUCCCGUAUGUGGUGAUCAGGGGACUGGUGAAGCCUCUGGGCAACCCCAUCACAAGCAACUAUAACAACUCCGUCACCGGUGUGGUACAGAGAUUGACUAUCAAAGAGCAUGUGAUAGCGAGGACAUCGGCAGGCUUCUGGUCAGACCAGACUCGCACAAUACAUGAGGUGUGCAACUCCACACCUUUUGUGCUCAGCAAUGGAAAGUACAGCAUUGAGGUGGUGGAUGCUCUCGCUGCAGAGUUACUUGACAUGGACGUCAUAUCAGAUAAGUUUGAGCCAAUGUCACCUGGCGUCAUAGACCAUGUAUGGGGGUUCUUCUCUGGCGUCCGGCAACGAGGUCUCCAGACCAUGGAGGAGAUGUUGAGGGACGGCUCUUACAUCACGGCUAUAGGAGAGCUCAGCCGAAGCAGCAGUGGUGAAAUGAAAAUACAGCCACCCAAGGAUGGCCUACCCUUAUACCUGACAACAGCUACCAAAUCAACUUUACUGAAACGCCUUGCUAGUUCAAGAGACUUUUUGAGGGUACUUCUUAUAUUAUUCGGCACGGUAGCUGCGGCGGCAUCGUUCCGCAUGGCAUAUAAGUACAUGAAGCGUCGCAAGCGCCGUGCGAUCGAAGAUUCCAUGAAGAAACAGCUCGCGGCCGGCCGCCGGGAGCGACGGGCGCAUGCGCGAGAGAAGAACCUAACUGAAGUGCAGCUGUGUGUAGUUUGCACAGAAAAUCCGAAAGAGAUUAUCCUUCUCCCAUGCGGCCAUGUGUGUCUCUGUGAGGACUGCUCAGACAACAUCAAGGACUAUUGCCCCAUUUGUCGCGAAAGGAUAGACUCCAGAGCGCCAGCAUUCAUCACGUAGAUAGAUAACGUACUUUUAACACAUGACUAAGUUUGUACAGCAAAACAGCAUAAAUUAAUAUAUUUUAGAUGCACAUUUUAACAUAAUAACAUAGCUGUCUUCAAAGCAUUUUGUCAAAUGUAGGCGACUGUUGAUGUGAGUGUAAUAGAAAUGUUCUGUUAUUUUAUUACAGUUCUUUAUUAUACUUAAUAAGUAGUAAAAUAAUUGAUCAGCUAUGUACUUUUAAUAAUAAAUUAUCUGACUUAUUGUGGCAGUGUUUGUACAAAUGUUUAUCGACAUGCUGAGGUGCUCACGGCUCCGGGAACCCUGCAUUUGCCUUUAUUGAAGUAUUGCUUAAUAUAAAUUGUAAAAAAUGGAUUGGAAACUCAUGGAAAUAAUAUUGUUAAGUCUAGUGGUGUGAUAAAUGAAAUUAAUAAAUGUUUUCAAAAUA
Helicoverpa zea (corn earworm) is the source of this 1634-nucleotide messenger RNA. It is a transcript of the gene Mul1, whose product is annotated as mitochondrial E3 ubiquitin protein ligase 1. Lineage: Eukaryota; Metazoa; Arthropoda; Insecta; Lepidoptera; Noctuidae. The coding region runs from base 170 to 1204 and encodes 344 amino acids. Gene Ontology annotation, molecular function: ubiquitin-protein transferase activity. The transcript is spliced from 6 exons. The record is from RefSeq and is a predicted model, not a curated record. Gene Ontology annotation, biological process: organelle organization; protein ubiquitination.